AUGACUUCUCCCCAAAUCACAGCUCCUCUGGUGACCAUAUCCGAAGUAGCACCUAGCAUAGACCCUCUCCCACAAUGCGCCAACGAGACCGAGGAUCCCAAAGAUCAGCACCUCCACGUGAACCGGAUGUACCAAAGGAGAGAGUCCAUUUUGUCUUCGGAGAUCAGCAUAUUCGUGGAGAAAACCAAACCGAAAAUACCGGACGGUGGCUGGGGUUGGAUGGUCGUCUUGUCUUGUUUCGUCAUCAACAUGCUGUCAGAUGGGGUGGGUUUCACGUUCGGACUCCUCUACAUCGAAUUCUUGAAUGCUUUUGGAGCUUCCAAGUCGGCCACGUCUUGGAUCGGUAGCCUCUUCAUGGCUCUGCCUCUGAUCGCGGGACCGAUUGGAAGUGCCUUGGUCGACAAGUACGGCUGCCGCUCCAUGACGAUGAUAGGCGGCAUAGUCUGCACCGUAGGCCUCGCCGCCAGUGCCUAUGCCAGAUCCAUAGGCGUCAUGUACCUGACCUUCGGCGUUAUAGGCGGCCUGGGCCUUACCAUCUGCCUCGUGACGGCCGUCGUGUCCAUUGCCUUCUGGUUCGAGAAACGCAGAACUGUGGCCUUGGGCUUAGCCGCGAGCGGCAGCGGUUUCGGCACUGCCGUGUACUCGCCCUUAGCUACCUGGUUGCUGGCUGAGUAUGGCUGGCGGGGCACUUUGCUGAUUACUGCGGGAUUUUUCGCGAACAUGUGCGUUUGCGGGGCCCUGAUGCGGGACCCAGAGUGGAUCAAAGAGGAAGACGAACGUGAGAAGAAGAUGAAGAAGCGGAGGAAGUCCAGUGCUUCUUCGAUCGAUACGGAGUGUCUCGAGGAAAUCAAGCAGACUUUGGAAGGUGGCGGGGAUGCUCAGUACCUCCUUCAGGAUGUCGAUGCGACUCUGGACCUCUCUGACAAGGACAGGUUCAAAUCGGUGGUGGAUUUGCCGACGUUCAUCAAAGAAAAUGAAAAAGUUCCGAUAGAAGUUUUGAAACAACUAAGCGAAAACAAGCAACUGUAUAGCAUCAUACUAGAAAACUACCCGAAUAUGUUAUACUGCAGAAGCUCUUCAGAGUCUGGAAUCAACAAACUUCCCAAUCAAGGAAAUCACCACACCUCCAGAAUCCCAGUGAGAUUUUCGAUGAAACUCAAAAAACCUGAUGAACCCGAAGUCUUGGAAAUCAUAGACGAAAUCAAACAUGAUGACAAAGUAGAUGAAACCACGAAAAUGUUGAAUGGAGGUACAGUUGCAGAAGAGUUGGAACCACCCCAAACAAGUACCAGAGGCAUACAGUUUUUACGGAGCUUAUCCGUAAAAGCAAAGACUCAGAUGCAACCCCAGUCGUACUUGAAGAACAUCAGAUUCAGGAAGAACUCAAUGGGUUAUAGAGGAGCAAUGUUGAAUAUACACAAAUAUAGAGUGAAAGCAUCGAGUUGUCCUGAUAUUUACAAAAAUUCGAUGGCUACCCUGUUUAGAGAAGAAGAGACCUGGUACGAAGAGUUAUGGGGCAUUUUGAAAGAUCUCACGAAUUUUUCGCUAUUUUUGGAUCUCCACUUUUUGCUGUUGUCAUUGUCCACCAUGAUCUUGUGCAUAUGGUUCGUGGUACCUUACUUCUAUCUGGCAGAGCAUAUGACACGAAGCGGGUAUACAGAUGAACAAGCUUCAUUUGUUAUCUCUAUUAUUGGAAUCACAAACACCUUGGGAAUGGUGAUUCUCGGUAUCAUCGGAGACAGACUCAACGUAGCCAAAUCCUACGCCGUCUGUCUGAUCCUGUGCGGUCUCACCAUAGCCGCCAUGCUGUUCUUCACCAAGUACUACGUCCUGCUGGUCAUCAGCGGAGGCUGUUUCGGUCUGUUCUUCGCCAGUUCGAUGUCCCUGACUCCAUCCCUGCUGGCCGAGCUCGUAUCCUUGGAUGACUUCACCAUGGCCUACGGGCUGCUGUUGCUCUCGCAGGGGGUGGGGAAUUUGAUAGGACCUCCACUAGCUGGAUGCCUAUUCGACUUGACAGAUUCCUGGGACCAGUCCUUUUACCAAGCAGCGUUUUGGAUAGUUGUAUCAGGAAUCAUAAUUGGUAUAAUACCUUAUACCAAAAAUCGAAAACUCAGAUCAUAA
Molecule: messenger RNA, 2121 nt
Organism: Phaedon cochleariae (mustard beetle)
Lineage: Eukaryota; Metazoa; Arthropoda; Insecta; Coleoptera; Chrysomelidae
Source: the annotation of a GenBank genome assembly